Messenger RNA from Menidia menidia (Atlantic silverside), 2058 nucleotides. The record is from the annotation of a GenBank genome assembly. NCBI's taxonomy places the organism in Eukaryota, Metazoa, Chordata, Actinopteri, Atheriniformes, Atherinopsidae.
AUGGAGGGCGCUAGCUUUCAGCCCCAUCCCGGACUCCAGCAAACUCUCAAGCAGUUUCAUCUGAGUUCCAGCCGCUCUCUGGGCGGCCCGGCCGCCUUCUCCGCCCGCUGGCACCAGGACGCGCUCUUCUGCAAAGAUGGCAAAGCCGCCGAGCUGAUGCUCUCCCUGCCGGCCCAGACCCCGCCGGUCAUGUCCGGCCCGCUCUUCAUCCCGUCCGACCGCUCCACGGAGCGGUGCGAGACGGUGCUGGAGCGGGAGCCCAUCUCCUGCUUCGUGGUCGGCGGGGAGAAGCGCCUGUGCCUGCCGCAGAUCCUCAACAGCGUCCUGAGGGACUUCUCCCUCCAGCAGAUCAACUCGGUGUGCGACGACCUGCACAUCUACUGCUCCCGGUGCACGGCCGACCAGCUGGAGAUCCUCAAAGUGGUGGGCAUCCUGCCCUUCUCGGCUCCGUCCUGCGGGCUGAUCACGCAGACGGACGCGGAGCGCCUGUGCAACGCGCUCAUCUACGGGGGGGCCUACCCCCCCCGCUGCAACAAGGAGCUGGGCUCCCUGGAGCUGGAGCGGACCGAGACCAGCUUCAGGGUCUACCACGAGUGUUUCGGCCGGUGCAAGGGGCUGUUCGUCCCGGAGCUGUACGCCGGCCCGGCCGCCGCCUGCAUUCAGUGCAUGGACUGCAGACUCAUGUACCCGCCGCACAAGUUCGUGGUCCACAGUCACAAGAGGCUGGAGAACCGGACUGUCCACUGGGGCUUCGACUCGGCCAACUGGCGGGCUUACGUGCUCUUAGACCCGGACUACACCGACAAGGAGAAAAGCCACCUGGAGCAGCUGCUAAAGGAGUUGAAAGGAAAAUACGACCUGACGGGCAAACUGUCCAGUAAAUCCUGCCGAUCUCCCAGCCCGAUACCACCCAAGAGGUCCAAAUUUGACAAAUUACAGUCUCCAUCAGCUGACAAAGACAGAAAGCCUGACUGGUUGCAAACACUAUCCAAGUCUGCGCACAAGGAUCUGAAACAGGCCCAGCUGAAACAGAGGCCCUCUGCUUUCCGCCCCUGGUCUCCUAAAGCAACAGAGAGAGAGAAACCAGCCUCUCAAAUUGAGACAGAGAGGUCCUGCUCUCGGAAUCAGGAGACGUUGCCAGCUCCCCUGGCCCCCUUACUCCAUCACAAGGACAGCCACACUCCUGGCAGGGGGCCCACAGCCAUUUCCACUCAGGAUCUGCAUAAUGGUGACACACAGCCCACAGCAAAAUCAGCCCAUUCUAUCCCCACCGAUCGAGCCGACGACCUAGACACGGACGGAGAGAUCGAUGUGGACGACUGCGAUGAUGGUCCAGCGCCAGCCUCGUCCCUGACUUCACCCCCGUUGGCUUUCACCAGCGGGCCUCAGAGUGUGUCACCUCACAGUGGGGCCCGGGCUCAGGAGAAACCUUCCUGGCUGGCAGGUACAGUUUGCCCAGAGAUGGACAUCAUGAGGCAGAUGCUGCAUGCUGGCCUGGACUCCAAAGAGGCUCGAGAAAAACUCCUGCAGGAGAUUGUCAGGAUGAGAAUGAAGCAGGAGGAGAAGCUUGCAGCUGCCGUGCAAGCCAAACGCAGCCUUCAGCAGGAACUGGAGUUUGUGACAGUGGCCAAAAAAGGCCGUCUUCGGGAUGCCAUCGAAGCAAAACGCAAUUUGCGAAAGGAGAUUGAGCGCCUUCGUGUGGAUUGGGAGAGGAAGAUGAGGGAUGCAGAAGAGUCUUGCGGGCGGCUAAGAAGAGAGUUGGACAGAGAGAGGCAAAUGCGAGUUUGUGACAAAGGCUGUGAGGCUGAACGUCUCCGGGUCAAGUACUCAGCUCAGAUUGAAGAGCUGCAUGUGCAGCUACAGCAGGCGGAGGCCGACCGUGAGCAGCUGAGGCAGGAGCUUCAGCAGGAGAGAGAAGCUCGGCAGAGCCUGGAGAGCGUAGUGAAAGACCUGCAGAGCCAGCUGGCUCAACAGGCCAGCGGCUGUUUUCCUGGAGACUGCAAGGACACAAACUCAGACACACACAGCCAGACCACACAACCCAGCAACGGAUCCUAA